Messenger RNA from Durusdinium trenchii, 2148 nucleotides. The record is from the annotation of a GenBank genome assembly. Lineage: Eukaryota; Dinophyceae; Suessiales; Symbiodiniaceae.
AUGGCCGUCCCGCCCUCCUCGCUGAGGCUUCGGCCCGUCCCGCCACCGGUCCCGGUGGUCGGUCCGCCGGUGGUUGUGCGGCGGCGGCUGCGGUCGUCGGAGGGCGAUCCGAAGUAUGACUACCACUACGAGUAUCGUGGCAGAGGGUGCGGUGACGCCUGGGAAAGCACCAGAUGCGACAUGACACUUGAGUGUUGUGCGAAUUGUUGGUUCUGCGGUGGUGCUGGAGUGAACAUUCUUCCCUUUUACCCCUACGCCGUCGGGUUGGUGGCCUUUACCUUUGGACUGGCGGUCGGACUUCUGGGCAUCGUGCUGUUCUUCCUUCCGGAUACGGCGGUCUGCCCCUGCGAACAUGGACUGGCAGUUGCCAUGAAUCAAAGUAGCAUGUUCUCCUCCGAAGGCAUCCAUGCUUUUCAGUGCACGCUCCACGAGACUGACUGCGACUACUGCCACGACGGCUACGAGUUAAACUGGGGAAGAUGUGAGUUGCGCAGAUGCGAGUGCCAGAAUGGAGAAGCCUCGGUAGGUACGAGCUGCCCAAAGGAUGGCCAAGAGCAUUGCGAGUCAUGUCAGGAUGACUAUGUCCUGUCAAACAAUGGGUGCCGAUUGAAGACGUGCGUUUGCCAAAAUGGGGUGGCUUCACCAGUAUCCUCUUGCCCAUCAGACGGAGCAGAACAUUGUGAUUCAUGUGAUGAUGGUUAUCACUUGUCCAGUGGAACGUGCUCUUUACGAGCCUGCCAUUGCAGCCGUGGUGUGGGCUCCAUGGGCACCUUGUGCCCCGCACAGGGCAAAGAACAUUGCAAGUCUUGCGAUGAGGGCUCUGAGUUGAAUGACAAUAGUUGCAACCUACGAACGUGCGCGUGCAGCCAUGGCACAGCCUCAAGGGGCACUCAGUGCCCAAAGGAUGGCCAAGAGCACUGCCAGGAGUGCAAGGAGGGCUUUGGGACGCACAACAACCUCUGCAUAGAAGAACGUUGCGCUCUAGCCCUGGAAGGAGUUGUCCCUGCCCCUGACUCCAAAGGAAAUGCUGCUGCCGUGCCUCAGUGCUCCAACCAGAGUCUUUUUGCAGGUCAGGCGUGCUCAAUUCCUCACAGCUGCCUACAGAAACUCUCAGAUGCUGAUCCUUUGAGAAUCGCACCAGCUUUCGUCAAGGGAAUGGCCCCCUUCAACUUGGGAAUCUCGUCCAACGUGAUGGUGAGCAUCAGCGCAGCAGUCCUAGCGUUUCCCAUUGUUUAUGCCCUUGCAAGGCAGAAGCCCUUUAUGCUUGUUGUUGAGAUUAGUGUAAGUGCAGCCGACUUUGCAUCGGACGUAUUGAACACGUUCUUGAAUGAUUACUAUUCCAGUUCCUUUUUAUAUGCUUCAUUGGUCAUCACAUUCGGUGCAGGGCUUUUGACCAUCUUGGGUCAAUACGGCCCAGACCUAAUCAUGCUGACAGCCUCCACCUACAACAGGUGUGCCUGGCUUCCUUUGAACAUGCUGCUUGCCAAUGGGUUUCACCCUAUUUUUGCAGCCCACAAAGAUUCCGCAGAGAAGCUCAUCUUGAACCUCCUCGCCACACUCGUCCUCGCAAUCCUGGCGCCGGUGAUGAUCCUGCUGGUUGCUCCCGCCAUGGCCUCCUUGCACUUCUCAGCCGUCUUUAGCUUGGGGGUGAUCCUUCACAGUAUUCGCUUGCUCCUUCUUCGGGAGGUGCAUCUGGGAUAUGAAUCACUCUUUCCAGCAACAUCGGCUGCCAAAAGUCCGAACACGUUGCGAUUGGGCACGCGUGUCUCAGAGAACACCCAUGUGACACCCAGGAAGUACCACGGCAUCAUUUUCACCGAAGUGAUGUCGGAAGCGGGGCCCAGCAUUGGGCUAACUCUGGUCAACUACUAUUACAUGCGGAGCAGCUUCAUGGUCCAACGCUUAAGUUGGACUGCCGGCUUGUCGCUGUUCCUGUCCAUGUACCUAUUCCUACGCGUCGGCUACAAAUACUUUUAUUGGUUGGGCUAUGAGCAGAAGCCUUUCGAUAGCAUACCGCUACCGUACGAUGUGACCAUCGACUAUGAAACUCUGACGAAAGAUGCAGCGAUUGCCGAUGCAAUGGCCGCCGGAGGCGCAAUAGCAAGUGUAGGCGGCGCAGCCGAGGCUGCGGCUGUGCUUAUGCAAUAG